Messenger RNA from Branchiostoma belcheri (Belcher's lancelet), 2333 nucleotides. RefSeq names its product pescadillo homolog. Lineage: Eukaryota; Metazoa; Chordata; Leptocardii; Amphioxiformes; Branchiostomatidae. Gene Ontology annotation, molecular function: RNA binding. Gene Ontology annotation, biological process: ribosome biogenesis; maturation of LSU-rRNA from tricistronic rRNA transcript (SSU-rRNA, 5.8S rRNA, LSU-rRNA). The transcript has 17 exons. The coding region runs from base 102 to 1913 and encodes 603 amino acids. The record is from RefSeq and is a predicted model, not a curated record. Gene Ontology annotation, cellular component: nucleolus; PeBoW complex.
GUCAACGGCCGAGAGGUCAGAGAGCAGAGGUCAAUCUGCCGGAACGAGGCUUUUCAUUUUUACCUCGUGGCCGCUGAACCAGCGCUUUAAAUUCGGCCAAAAUGGGCCGUUUGAUGCAGAAGAAGUAUGAGAGCGGCGCUGCCACAGCCUACAUCACCCGAAACAGAGCCAUCAACUAUCUCCAGAUCAGCCUGCCAGAUUUCAGACGGCUCUGUAUCCUGAAAGGAGUUUAUCCCAGAGAACCCAAGAACAAGAAGAAGGCCAACAAAGGCUCCACAGCACCCAGGACUUUCUACCUGAUGAAAGAUAUCCAGUAUCUGUCUCAUGAACCUAUCAUCAACAAGUUUAGGGAGUUCAAGGUCUUUGUCAAGAAGUUAAAGAAAGCCUUUGCCAAAGCUGAACAUGGACGAGUACAGACCCUACAGGAGAACAAACCUGUCUACAAACUGGAUCACAUCAUCAAGGAAAGAUAUCCCACAUUUGUUGAUGCACUACGGGACCUGGAUGACUGCCUCUGCCUGGUGUUCCUGUUUGCAACAUUCCCUCAAACCAAAAACAUUCCAGGAGACUUUGUACAAAGAUGUAGACACUUGUCAGUCGAAUUCAUGAAUUUCAUCGUUGCUGCCAGGGCCUUGAAAAAGGUGUUCCUGUCAAUCAAGGGUAUCUACUACCAGGUGGAGAUGCAGGGUCAGGUGGUCACCUGGCUCGUACCGUACAACUUUGGCUUUAAUGCAAAGGCAUGUGCAGAUGUUGAUUUCCGCAUCAUGGCCCACUUUGUGGAAUUCUACAUCACCAUGUUAGGGUUUGUCAACUUCAAACUCUACACAUCACUCGGUCUGCACUACCCCCCAAAGCUUACGUUUGAAGCUAAGGUGAAGGAUGAUGAUGAGAAAAACGCCUACUGUCUGGAGUCCGAGGCUACUGGAGAGAGACUGGCAGCUCUAAGUGCCAGCUUGGUAUCUGUGGUGACACAAAACACAGAGGAAGAUGAAGUAGAAUUGGAUGAGUUUGAGGACAGUAGGACACAGGAGGCCAAACAAGAGGAGGAGAAACAAAAGGCCUUUCAGAAACUGUUCAACGGUCUGAAAGUGUUUGUAUCCAGGGAGGUGCCCAGAGAACCAGUUGUCUUUACAGUAAGGAGUUUUGGUGGUGAGGCAUCAUGGGACAGGUCUGUUGCCAUGGGAGCGACGUUUGAUGAGAGUGACGAGACCAUCACCCAUCAGAUCGUGGACAGACCCAAAUCUGACAGACAGUACCUGUCAAGGUACUAUGUCCAGCCCCAGUGGUUGUUUGACUGUGUGAAUGCCAGGAUGCUGCUGCCUGUUGAAGACUACUUCCCAGGUGUGGUCCUGCCCCCCCACCUCUCACCUUUUGUGGAGUAUAAAGAAGGUGACUAUGUACCACCUGAGAAGGAAGCUCUGUCCAGAAGGCAACAGGGUCUGGAUACUGGAGAUACGGUAUCUGGAGAAGCUGAAGAUUCAGAUGAAGAAGAGGAAGAAGAAGAAGAGAUAGAUGAUGAAGAUGAAGAAGAAGUUGAGGAAGAUGAUGAUGAAGAUGAUGAUGAUGAUGACGGUGAGGAAGAGGAAGAAGAAGAUGAGAAGCAAAUAGUGGAGAAAAGAACACCAAACAAAAGAAAACAGGAUGAAGUCCCCAACACUCCCCCCAGCAGCAUCAAAGUGAAGGCAGGGAAGUUGGACUAUGAGGAUGCCAGUUCCAAGGCCAGUCGGGAGGACUGGGAGGCCAGGAAGCUGGCCAUCAUGAUGAUCCCCAAGAAACGGAAAAGGCUCUUUGAGAAACUCUCCAAGAGGGAAAGGAGGAAGAAACAUGAGGCAAAGAAACUCACAGCCAAGCGAGAGGAGUAUGAAAAGACCCAGAAGGAUAUGAAGAAGAAACAAAAACUCAGCAACAAAUAAGUAUGCUGCUUGUGCCACAAGGCAAGCAACUACAUGUAUGUACAGAUGUAACAGCUUAAACUUAGACAACAAAUGUUGUAAAUUAAACAGUUACUGUAGUCAAGUCUAUUGCACACUGGUGGAAGCAAAGUAAUAGAAGUAUCCCUGUAUGAAUAUUGUGUUGAGAAGCAUUUUGUCUCUUAAUCAAAACUAUUGAUAAUUCUGCAAACAAUUUUAUGUUCAUGAUUUUACAAGUACAAUGUAGUUAUUUUUAGUUGGACAGUUGAUAGUUUAUUGUAAGAGCCAAAUCCAGAUAACCAGAUGAUGAACCAAAAUCUAUCUAACUUUUGUUUCAAAAUCCUGAAGCAUUUUUCCUGAAGCAUUCUAUGACAUACACUGAAUAACUUUGUACAGAUAUUUCAUUAAACCUCCACCUGUCUU